Zonotrichia leucophrys gambelii is the source of this 1927-nucleotide messenger RNA. It is a transcript of the gene CLDN1, whose product is annotated as claudin 1. Gene Ontology annotation, biological process: cell adhesion; bicellular tight junction assembly. NCBI's taxonomy places the organism in Eukaryota, Metazoa, Chordata, Aves, Passeriformes, Passerellidae. The record is from RefSeq and is a predicted model, not a curated record. Bases 120 to 755 code for a protein of 211 amino acids. Gene Ontology annotation, cellular component: plasma membrane; bicellular tight junction. Gene Ontology annotation, molecular function: structural molecule activity. The transcript has 4 exons.
CGCGCUGGGCGCGGGUUCAAGAGGCGCGCGGGGCGGCGCGCGAGCGGCAGAGCAGCAGCGCAGCGCGCGGGGCAGAGCGGCGCGCGCCCUCCGUCUGUCCGUCCCCUCAGCCCGCAGACAUGGCCAGCGGAGGGCUGCAGCUCCUGGGCUUCGUCAUGGCCUUCCUCGGCUGGAUCGGCAUCAUCAUCAGCACCGCCAUGCCCCAGUGGAAGAUGGCAUCCUACGCGGGGGACAACAUCGUCACGGCCCAGGCGCUCUACGAGGGGCUGUGGAUGUCGUGCGCCAUGCAGAGCACGGGGCAGAUCCAGUGCAAGGUGUACGAUUCGCUGCUCAAGCUGGAAGGCAGUCUGCAGGCCACAAGGGCUUUGAUGGUGGCUUCAAUACUCCUGGGGCUUGUUGGAAUGUUUGUUGCUGUAACAGGCAUGAAAUGCAUGAAGUGCAUGGAAGAUGACCAGGUGAAGAAAAUGAGGAUGGCUGUCUUCGGUGGGGUGAUCUUCAUCAUUUCAGGUCUGGCAGCACUGGUGGCCACCUCGUGGUAUGGCAACAGAGUGGCUCGGGCCUUUUAUGAUCCUUUCACCCCUGUCAACACCAGAUUUGAGUUUGGAUCAGCUCUCUUUAUUGGCUGGGCAGCUUCAUCUCUGGCCAUACUGGGGGGAUCCUUCCUCUGCUGCUCCUGUCCACGGAGAGAAACUUCAUAUCCCCCCACCCGAGGCUACCCAAAAAAUGCCUCCUCCACAGGGAAGGAUUAUGUAUAAGGAAACAAAGAAGAGGAGCCACCAGCACUGGUAGUGAAAGCAUUUUGGAGAGGACACUACAAUGCCACUGUCCUGAGCAGAGUCCAGGCUCUAGGUUCUGCCUUCCUCUUCUCCCAAAAAUGUGUAUAUUUUUGUAAUCCUCUUUGCUACUGGACGUAACUUCUCCUUUCUCUCCCAGCCCGUGGAGGAAGGCUAGCCUAGAUUCAUAGGUAUUGCCACUGGAAAGAUAAAACCUCCAAGCCUGGGUUAAGUUUAGCAUUUGGGAGUAAAAGGGAAAAUGAUACUGUUUUUAUAGACGGAUGUUGGUGCUUUUUUUAGUUGGUUGUUUUUUUUUUUUAAUAGAUGGUAACAAUUCAGUCCCAUAUCCCAUUAAGUUAGAGCCCAGUGUGGUGUGUGUAGAAAUUAAAGGAACAUAUAUUAUAUACAGAAUGAUGAAACCAAUAGCUUAAGGGGAAACAUAAUUUUGGGGAAAAGGCUUUACAUGUAAGAAUGUUUGGAGAUGUAAAAUGCUCUUGUACUGUCUUAUUGGCAUCAUCUUCAGCACCCUCCUUUCCAUGCAGACAAAGGGUCAGAAACAAAUUGCUGUGGCUUAAGUGGAAAUCCACGCUGUCCGUGCACAUGCUGUUGGCUAAUGGAAGAUGCAGUGUAAGGUAGAGACCACAGAAGUUACCAGACUCCCAAAGCAUCUGCAGGUUUCCCUGGUGCCAGGGAAGAGCUCAAGGAAAAGGAUUGCCUUCUGUUUUCACUGUGUGUCUAUGGUGAGGCUGUGGCUGUUCCUUAGACACCGAGUGCUGCCAGUGGUUGUUUCUCCAUGUUCCCACCCUGGCAGCUGAGCUUCAGCUUUGUCCCUGUGUCUGUUACAGGUCACCUUUUACACUCUCCUCUUUCCUCAAGGCUUUCUCAUUUGGGCUUAGUUUCCCAAUCUCUGUUUGCCUGAUGCAGCUAGCUGUGUUAAACCAAACUUAAUGCACUGCCACUCCCUGAUGUUUCCCCAAGGAUACCUCACACACUGCCAUUCCAUCCUGUCUAUUUCUUGUAAACACUUCCAGUGAUGAUAUGAAGGCAAAUUCCAAGAAAACUGACCCAAAGGUUAUGGCAUUUGCUUGUAAUCCAAGUUCACCAAAGAGGAAGAAACAAACAUUUUAAAGGUAUAGCCAUCCUUGCAUAUUAAA